Porites lobata is the source of this 12712-nucleotide messenger RNA. Lineage: Eukaryota; Metazoa; Cnidaria; Anthozoa; Scleractinia; Poritidae. The record is from the annotation of a GenBank genome assembly.
GACGCGCCUUGGAUAGCUAUUCGUCUAAUGCAAGAGCCUUAUUGCCGACAAAAGCGAAGCAACUCGUAAUUUUUGGGAGACAUGAGAACUCACUUCUUCCCAACCGUAACGUUUGUUCUGUUCUCAUUGGUUUCACUUUGUAUAAACGUUAGUGCUAACCAAGGUAGGUUAUACAUUUUAAGUUUCUUUUUACCUAAUAUAGUGCAUUGGAAAGGGAUUCCUUGCUGCAUUUGGCUUUUAUGUUACCUAGGCACCUAAGUGGUCAUUGAAAUCAGCUGGCAAUAUUUGCAGGCUUUUUUGUUGCCCUGAAAACUCGAGAAAGCUCAGCGCUGUAGCAUGGCUGGGUAUUUCACAUGUUCACUGCAUUUCACUUUAGUAUUUAUUUUUUUUUAUGUGAAUAAUAAAACGACGGCUUGGAAUCGAGAUCUUUAUGUUAUGUUUUUAUUGCCGACUGAUUCCCCUUUGCCUUCUUUGUAACUCUAAACUUACAUGUACAGCCCAGUAUUACUAAAGUCUUGUAGUCAUUUAACCUCUUUCAGUGUCAUAUCCUACCUCCUUGAUUCAGAAGUGGAACAACAAGUGGCUUCAUUUACCCUGAAAUCAUUUACUCACCAAAGAUUGAUCAGGCAAUUUUGGCAGAAAAUUAUAGGUGGUUUUCAUGCAAUCUCGGGAGACACAAAUAACAAUGGUGAAAUGAACAAAUGCUGGUGGACAAACAAAAGGAACUAAUGAGCGAUCUUUUGUUUACCGUCCACCAGCAUGGCGGCGAUGACGUAACAUGAAAACCACCUAUAGCCAAAUUUGUUCUAUCGUGCUGCGCUUUUGCAAACUUUGAAUGGGUUUUCCUGUUCUGUCAAUCAUUUGAUCCAAUGAGUCGGGGCGAAGUUAAUGCAAAUCACAAUGCCACACACUCGCUCAGCUUGGCCUGCAAAAACAAUACUGAGAAUGACUCGAAUAGCAAAGGAAAUCGUGGGUGGACUUUUUGUCAAGGGCAGGAGGCAGACAUUGCUUUAUUCUUGCAAGAGACAAGAAUAAGAAAGAUCAGAAAAAUCUUUGAAGAAAACUAGUAGAUUAUUGCGAUCGCAAGCAACGAACCUUGAAACACAGAAACAAAAAAUGGGAUCGAAAUGCAUCAAUGACAAGUAAACACAUGUUUUCUAAGAGGCCCGCUAAGAUGAUUGACAGUACAGAAAAAAACAAAAUUCCUUUGAAGUUUGGACAACGCGUAGCGUAAUACAACGAAUUUGGCUAUAAGCCCACUCGAACGCUUUAUAACCUUACUGCACUUUUCAAUAACACAUGCAGGCUAUCUGAUAUUACGCAAUGGUGCGAUUUCGCACAAUUGACCUUGAAUUGCUUCCGAUCGCUCAAUUUGAGGAAAAUGGCAUAAUUCGUAAAAAAAAUUUAUACUGAAUUCAAGUAAAGUAAACAAUGAAUUCUAACUUUAAUUAAACAUUUGAACCCAAUCUUAAUGUUAUUUAAGGUGAUUUACCACUAAAGAAAGUCUUGCAAGACAUCUGAAACCAUCGAUCGCAGUAUCUGGGCAGCCAUUUUGACUUCAGAGACAAGCAGUGUGGUCAGCGGUGUAACGGCAUCAUGUAAUAUUAAGCAAGUGUCUUUUUUCUUUUCCGGGUCAAAAUAAUCGAACAAAUUUAACUAUUUUGUUUUAAAAUAGAUGUUUUAUUAUUCCUUUACAUUCAAAUUGCCUGUUAAACAACAUUAAAGUGGUUUUCCUCCUUUGAAACCUGGUAAGACGAUGUAAGUUAGCCCUGAAAAAAUCGGAUAAUUUAUUGCAUAAUAGUCCUAUCUUAUUGCACAAUCUACCCUGAAAAUAUCGCACAAUUUCUGAUUUUUUAUCGCACCCUGUCAGAUGGCCUGCACAUGAAUUCUGCACAAAGCAAGCUUAUAAUUAUUGUGUUUUUUCGUGAUGCAAAAAUUACUACAAUCACAAGUAACGAACAACAAAACCACAAACUGUAUAAAAAUUCACCAAUCACAAAAUAAUUUUAAACCAUGACCUUUUGAACUUGUUGAAGUAAACCUCUGUUUUCUGAGAUUUCUGUUAAUAUGGUUGAUGGUGGCAAAAGAUGCAAAAUUAAUGUUAGUUGGCUUUUGACCUUCAGGGUGUGCAUGUUUUUUUAAAAGAGCAGUAAGGAUGGCAUUUAAACAGCAAGGAAUAUUCAAAAUUGACGUUGGCCACUUUUGGGACUUUAAUAAGGGAUUAAUAGUAUGUCAUCUUCUCAUUUUUGUUUUAUGUUUUGGCUGUUUUAAUUCAGAGCUGUGUGAAUUGCCACCUGUUACUGGCCCUUGCCGUGCUGCAUUUCUCAGAUGGUAUUAUAACAGUACUGCGGAAAAGUGUUUAGAAUUUACUUAUGGAGGAUGUAUGGGAAAUGCAAACAACUUUGACACAGUCAUUAACUGCACUAAAACUUGUGCCCCCUCUGUUGUUGCCCGGAAAGGUUUGUGCUAAAUAAUUGUGUAUCUGAAUAUUAAAAUUGUUUAUGUACAUGUACAGGCUAACAUCCCUUCCUCAAAAUUGUGAGGUGUUUGUUUAUGGGAGGUGUUCAUUUAGGGUGUCCAAAAAUAAGGAGAAAAACUGCCCUCGGACUAUCUCCUAUCUGUAAGGGUAUUCUCGCCCAAAGCUUCAGUUGCAAGAAACUGAGUAAUCAGAAACAUACAGUGAAUACAGUUCACAGUACAAGAAGAACAACUUUAUGCUGAAUGCGGGGCAAGAUUAAAGAGUUUCUAUUUAUCAAAGUUACAGUGUACUUUGUAUUUGUCCCUCUCUUUUCAAAACCUAUCUUAACAAGGCAAAGUAUAUUAUCUACGAAAAACUCUCAAGAGUUUUUAGCGUUGCAGGUUUCCGUUUUGAGGAGAAAAAGCCACCAACUGCAGUACUUCUAAAUGUCCAUUUUUCAGCUGUACUGAAAAUCCUUGUACUUGGUAAUUUGUCAGGGUUGUCACUAAGAUUUUAAGUUGCCGGGUAAAUACAACAAGUAGGCGGGGAAUCAAAUGGCUAGGGAUUUGUUUUGGUUCUAUUUUUCUACUAUUUUCCAAUAAAAGUAGCCGGGGGCCACUCUCUUAGUAGCCGGGGAAAAUCCCCAGCCCCCGGCUCUUAAUGACAACCCUGAUUUAUUCAAGGUUUUUAGACUUGACAUCACAUUCACACGGGAAGUUUGCACUUGGGGGUAAAGAUGAAGAAAACAUGACAAUCGUCUUAUUCUUUUUCAUUAUCCCCAAUGGCAAAAUGCCUGUGCAAAUGUGAUGGCAAAUCUUUCAAGCUUGAAUAAAUUACCUAAUACAAGGGUUUUCGUUGCAGCUGAAAAUGAAUCGGUUAAUUACUGGAGUUGGUGGGUUUAUUUCUCUUGGAGACGAGAACCUUCAGUGCUAAAAACUGAAAGAAGAUUUUUGUAGAUGUUAUAUCAUGCUUUGUUGAGAUUUUUUGCGCCAUACGACCACCCCAUUAAUAUGACCACCUGGUCAUUACAACCACUUUUUUGUGGCCCGAACAAAAGCCCACUCCUUUUCAUAUCUAAAAACCCCGUUAAUCCAACCACCCUGUUAUUACGAGUAACAACCACCUUUGGAAGUCCUGAGUCAUUAUUUUCUUUUUAAAAUUACCCCGUUUAUACUACUACAUUAGAAUUUUCUGCAAUUUGAUGGGCUUAGAGCAGUGGUAUUUCAGCUUAAUUUGAAAUACCUACAUGUGAAAAUUACAAACCUUAUAUGGGUAGUAGUAUUAAACAAUUAAUAGCAUGAUUUGUGGGUGAUAUUUGGCAUAAAUACCACUCGUGAUAUUUCAAAAUUGUCUCAAAUUUCACUCACCUAACGGCUCGUGAAUUUAUGUAUAUCAAUUUUGAAAUAUCACUACAAAUCAUGCUAUUACCUAUACUAAUACGACCAGUCAAAAUGCUUGGUGGGGCUGCUGAAUGAAAACAGACACAAUCUGACAAACAAUAACGUAUUACUAUAAUAUCAGUUUAUUGAAUGUUUUUAGGCAAUGUGUUUAGUGGUUAGCAUGACAUCUGGUAAAUUGCAGUGUUCAGUAAAAAGAAUGCAUGAAUAAAUAAUACAAAAGAUCUGAAAGCCUUCACUUUGCAGCAUUUCAAGGCUCUCAAAGUUAUCUGGCCUUCUUGUUUCUGCUGCCUUCCACUGUGGCUUUUCUCUUCAAGUCCAUUUCCUGUUCUUUUCUCACAGAUUGGUUAUUUGGAAUGUCUAAUAAUUUGUUAAGCAUAUCAACGUUUAUUGGCUGUCCAGUCAACUUGUAAACGCAUGGGAUUUCCAUCCCGCAUCCUCCCCCAUGAUUAACAGCUUUCCCAACAACUUGAACUCACAAACUUUUUUAAAACCAUUUGAACUUUAUAAUAAUUGUGAAAGUGUUGUAAGCUACAAUAUAGAAAACGGCUCUUCGAGACAUUUCACAAGCCCUUUCCUUUCAUAACAAGGAACUGAAAGAAGUCAGUGUUUUUUCUCAUUACUUGGUUUCGUUUACUGUUACAAUGUUCAGUUCUGGGCUGUGCUCUAGCAGAGCCCGGUGGCCCCUGGCACCUAACUUUUACCCUCUGGCGACUAGAAAAUCUCAGAUUUUUCAUACAAAUCAUAUGCUGGGCACCCUAGAUUUUACAGUUUCAGAGCACUGGGCUCCAUUCAAUUUUCCUAAGAGCACAGCCUUGCAGUUGCAUUGAACUGUGGUUGUAAGGUUGUUAAUUAACUGCAAAAAAGUUGAUUUUAUAGCAGAUUAAACGUAUACAUGUAGUAGAAUGUAGUUUAAAAGCGUUUUGCACCAUUUGACCCUACCCCACUAAUACGACCACCCCGUUGAUACAACCAAAUUUCCAUGGCCUGAAGGUGGUCGUAUUAACAGAGUUCCAUUGUAUAGGAGAUAGUUUGUCAGCAGUUGUCCUCUAUUUGUGUGUCAACUUUCACAAAUGGAUUAUUUGUUAAUGUUGCAUUUUAAAGUUAAAUAUGACCAGCUAUUUGUGCAGCUAUUUCUAUGGUCACGAUUGACUCCAAAGUUGCAGAUAUAAAACUAGAUAGCUGUGAGGCUUACUUGCUGAAGUUAGUGAAAAAUCUGUCUUUGGAUUAUUGUUAACAUUUUUUGUAAAAAUGCGGUUUUUAACAUAAUGCCAAUAUCUCAAACGUUUUUAUACAUGCAAGAAAAUAAAUAGAAUUUUCUUUAAGUUCAACCAUUCUUUAUUAAGGAUGCCAAAAAUCAUAGAAAUCGGUUAAAUAAUUUCUGCCGAGAAACGAGAUUCAAGAACAUAACCAACAUGCAAAUAAAUAGGUUCGGGCCACCUUAAACUAACUAGCUCAAAGUAAAUUCAAAGAAAUGAAAGUAAUUUUUUGCUUUAUUACAUAUUGAUAGUCUUAGUUGUUAACAUAAUUAUGGAAAGAGAAAGCUAGAGAACAUGUGUACCAAUCACAUAGUUUCAUUUACAAUUUAGAUUUGAAGGUUUUUUUCUUUUGGACAUCAAGAAAGUGAUUGAAGGUCAAGGGUGAGGACAAAAUUUGUCCUUUCAUUCACAAUCUGUAGAAAAGUACAGGGCCAAAAACAACGAUCUAUUAAAAUCACUAAACCCUCUUUUUUUGAGAAAGGUCCCCUCUAAUACAUAAGUGGGCCCAUAAAAUGCUCACUAGCUGUAAUUCUUAGAGUAAACCCGGAUUUUUGAAUUGAAGCAUUUGCAGUUGUUUGCCAUAUGACUGCAUGACUGAGUGGGUGAAAAGUGAGGGUCGAGGGAUUCUCUUAUUCUGUUUGCUUACAGCUGUACGAAUUUUUUUUUACAUCCUGUUCCUUGCAGUAAACAUGUUACCCAACCAUUAUCAGUUUUUGUUUUGGCCUUACAUUCCUCUCCUCUCUUCCUCUUAUUAUAAUAAUGAUGCAGCAUUGUAAAUUAAGAGGUGGUUUUAAGGCUUUUCUCCUUAUCCAGUUUUACUUAAUCCUGCCUUUAUUUUUGUUUUAUCACAGAUGUUGAGGCAGAUGAAAAGACAGUUCGAACCUACUUGAAGCUGGUCAAAGAAGGAAAAUCACCUGAAAUUCCUGUUCCAUUUCUCUCCUCAAAUAGAAGGGUUAGAAGAUUAGCAACAGACCCAAGUACUUCUAUUAACACAAACCCGAAAUCAAAGAAUACUGCCACACCCAACUCUUCUGAUAAACUCAAAAAAACUAAAAAUCUAAAAGGAAAAGGUAACAAAGUCUUGUUUGUGAGUUUUAGCAAUAGUACAUGUACGUGUACACUCAAGCAUCUCUCUCGUGAUGGAUCUUACAUCAUAGCAUUGGUCCCUGAUAUUCUUUGCUUAUUUGCUCUGAUUCUUGAUAAGCCAAUAACUCUCCUACACAGACACUUAUUGCUAGUCCCAAUGAAGUGUGGAAAGAAAAAUUCCCUGCUUUCCCAAAGAGCAAGUUGUAACUAUGUGUUGUAAUCCAAUAGCAUUUUUAUUAGUGUGGUCCAUUAUAAUCAACUACAGGUAUAUGUGUUAAUCAGAUAAACUUGUGAAGAAAGUAACAAUUGGUUACUGUAAGGUUAUAUUUAACUGAGAAAUAUGUAUGUAGAUUUACUGUAGGAUUCUGCAAUAAUAAAAAGUAGAAUUCAAAAACAGCUGCAUUGCUGCAUUCCAUUGGGUUGAUCUAGAUCAGGAUCAGUGUACAGAGAUCAUUCAGAUCAUGGUACAUCAAAUGAAGUGAAUCUAUUCCCAGGAUAGAUUUGUCGGUUCCUUUGAUUUUCUAUGAUCCGUUCAUCUGGAGUCCUGUGUCCCUAUGUCCUUUAAGUAACCUUAUUCUGAAAUACCAAACAUGAUUUCCAGCCAGUGUCAAGAUAUGCGACAGGCCUAUGCAGAUGAAUCCACAACCCCUCUUACAGAUAAAAUGCCCGAGAUUGCCCUUUUAAAAAAAACCUCUUUAUAAGCACACCUUUAAAGUACUAUAUUGUACUAUUUAUUUUUCAGUCCCAAAAUCCGCUGAUAAAGCAAGUGACAGUUCUAUUAAAACACCAUUGCCUAAAAGCAGCAAGAAGGGUGAUGAUGAUAGCCAUGAGUCUGAUAAGCAGGAUGCAACACCAUUGCCUAAAAGCAGCACUAAGGAUGAUGAUGAUAACCAUGAGUCUGAUAAGCAGGAUGCAACACCAUUGCCUAAAAGCAGCACCAAAGAUGAUGAUGAUAACCAUGAGUCUGAUAAGCAGGAUGCAACACCAUUGCCUAAAAGCAGCACCAAGGAUGAUGAUGAUAACCAUGAGUCUGAUAAGCAGGAUGCAACACCAUUGCCUAAAAGCAGCACCAAGGAUGAUGAUGAUAACCAUGAGUCUGAUAAGCAGGAUGCAACACCAUUGCGUAAAAGCAGCACCAAGGAUGAUGAUGAUAACCAUGAGUCUGAUAAGCAGGAUGCAACACCAUUGCCUAAAAAGCAGUGAUGAUAACCAUGAAAAGCAGCAACACCAUUGCAAAAGGAUGAUGAUGAUAACCAUGAGUCUGAUAAGCAGGAUGCAACACCAUUGCCUAAAAGCAGCACCAAGGAUGAUGAUGAUAACCAUGAGUCUGAUAAGCAGGAUGCAACACCAUUGCGUAAAAGCAGCGACAAGGAUGAUGAUGAUAGCCAUGAGUCUGAUAAGCAGGAUGCAACACCAUUGCCUAAAAGCAGCACCAAGGAUGAUGAUGAUAACCAUGAGUCUGAUAAGCAGGAUGCAACACCAUUGCGUAAAAGCAGCGACAAGGAUGAUGAUGAUAGCCAUGAGUCUGAUAAGCAGGAUGCAACACCAUUGCCUAAAAGCAGCACCAAGGAUGAUGAUGAUAACCAUGAGUCUGAUAAGCAGGAUGCAACACCAUUGCCUAAAAGCAGCACCAAGGAUGAUGAUGAUAACCAUGAGUCUGAUAAGCAGGAUGCAACACCAUUGCCUAAAAGCAGCACCAAGGAUGAUGAUGAUAACCAUGAGUCUGAUAAGCAGGAUGCAACACCAUUGCCUAAAAGCAGCAGCAAGGAUGAUGAUGAUAACCAUGAGUCUGAUAGGCAGGAUGCAACACCAUUGCCUAAAAGCAGCACCAAGGAUGAUGAUGAUAACCAUGAGUCUGAUAAGCAGGAUGCAACACCAUUGCGUAAAAGCAGCGACAAGGAUGAUGAUGAUAACCAUGAGUCUGAUAAGCAGGAUGCAACACCAUUGCCUAAAAGCAGCACCAAGGAUGAUGAUGAUAACCAUGAGUCUGAUAAGCAGGAUGCAACACCAUUGCGUAAAAGCAGCACCAAGGAUGAUGAUGAUAACCAUGAGUCUGAUAAGCAGGAUGCAACACCAUUGCCUAAAAGCAGCACCAAGGAUGAUGAUGAUAACCAUGAGUCUGAUAAGCAGGAUGCAACACCAUUGCGUAAAAGCAGCGACAAGGAUGAUGAUGAUAGCCAUGAGUCUGAUAAGCAGGAUGCAACACCAUUGCCUAAAAGCAGCACCAAGGAUGAUGAUGAUAACCAUGAGUCUGAUAAGCAGGAUGCAACACCAUUGCUUGAAAGCAGCAACAAGCAUGGUGAUGAUAGCCAUAAGUCUGAUAAGCAGAAAACAAUACCAUCGCUUAAAAACAACGACGUUAAUGAUAAUGGUGAUGAAACUAAUAUGCAGGAUACAUUAUUGUCAUCAAAAACCAGCAAACAGGUAAUCAUUGAGAGUAGUCAGUGACUGCCAAUAUUGAAUAGAUGAAAAGUAAAGUCAACUAUCUCUUAACAAUCAUGCAGGUGGCCCUCACAUCAGUCUGAUGGCAUUACUAACUUAAACAGUGUUCAUCUUAGAGAGAGUCAAUAUUGUAUUUGUAGUUGGCAGAUGUUUACAUACAGUAUGUGCUUAACUCGCAAACAUGCAUUGCAUGAUUAGAACAAUGCUAAGGGGGUGUGCAUUUUAGAGAAAAUGCAUCUAAUUAAUAAUUUUGAGGGGUGACAAAUUACUCCUUAAUUUUGGCGCGAAAUGUCAGCGUUAAUUCAUUAAUGUGCCUGUGAAAUUACCAAAUUGCUAUGGCAAAGUUCCGUAUGGCUCAGUGCCAAGAUAGCGUCAAGGUUUUAAGAUGUUAUAAAUGAGGGUGUCAGGUCAUUAAAAGACACUUUAGAAAACCUAAACACACGAAAAAACACAGCAAGGAGAAUUCAAGCCGGUCUUUUGUCGAAGAAUUCAGAAAAUUGUGAAUUAAUGCCAAAAUUUGUAUAGGUAAUAGCAUGAUUUGUAGUGAUAUUUGGCAUAAAUACCACGAGUGAUAUUUCGAAAUUGUUAUACAUAAUUUCGCGAGCCGUUAGGCGAGUGAAAUUUGAGACAAUUUUGAAAUAUCACUAGUGGUAUUUAUGCCUAAUAUCAAGUACGAAUCAUGCUAUUAUUUGUUUAUACUACUACAUGCUCUAAUGUUUUCAGUCCGUGGUGUUAUCGAUACAAUGAACACCUAGGUAUACACAUAAAAUUUUGUUUUUGCUUUUCAAAUGUGCCACACACUGAAAGGGGGCCUAGGGUCUCUCUAGAGCCACGAAGCCUUUGUGUUGCAUAACAUUAGGUAUCGUAAUACAAGCUAUUAGGUUUACAUGUACCUCGGUGUAAGAACCUGUGAACCUUUUUCUUUGUUUCGUACCUUUUGUUUUUCUGGGUUCUAUUGCGUUGACCUUUGUUGUCUUUGUUUCACGUCAGAAAGAAGACGGAGAUGAAGACGGCAUUGAAGAGAACUUUUCACUGACGUAUGGGAAGAACAGGUGAUUUACCUUAAUGCCAUAGCAAAUGGUGUCGGAAGUCCUGAUGCCGAUGGAAGUGACAUCAAAAUGUUCAAAACUCAACUAGAACCACGAGCCACAGGCGAGUGGUUUCACUGCAAAGUUUUAAACAUUUUGACGUCAUUUCUGGGUACAGACCAUAGAAUAUUAUUGUCAGUUUGUUGUUUAACUUUCCACUUGUUUUUGUCAGGGGUAUCUACCGUGGAUCUGAUCCUCUUGAGCACACGUCCAGCCACUUUGCCGCCUUUUUCUUGACUGCUAUUGUAAUGGUAUUUGCUGCUUAUGUGGUGUAUCACAACAGGCAGAAGGUAUGAGGAUUAUUCUGUUAGCAAGCUCUCCAUUUAUGGCGAGCACAACGAGUCGCGAGUGCGCCCCUAGCACUCGCUUCUCCUUUCCCGUUUUUGCUCUCGCGUGACUUCUCGUGACUCCUCCAAAUGGAGUGCUUUCUCGCAGGCUAUAUGGCAAUGUGAUGAACUGGCUAUUGAUGAUAUCUUUGUUAUCUUUACUAAUCAAUUAAUUAUUAAUUCAUAUUGAUAAUUUUUCAAAUAAUAGAAAAAGGAAAAUUGUGAAGAAGGUCAAUGCCACUUCUGCAAACAAUGUCUAGGCCGAGUGUUUGGAAGCCAGGUUAACUCCAAUAUUGGGUUGUCUUUAAACGGUACAUAAUUAUGCAGGGUUUAUUCUGGGAAUUGGCUGAUGAGAGACUCAUGGAUCACCACCUACUGAAGUUUUAGAGGGUUCUUCUUCAAAGGAAUGCCCCAGUGACCAUUUGGUUUGGAAUAAAUGAAUAUCAUUUUGAAUGUAAGGGAGAUAUUAAUAGACGUAACUGUACAGUAGUGCAAAGAAAACCUUUAAAAAAAUCAGAUUUCAAGAUUCGAAUCCUUCAAGAACCCUCGGCAUUAGUGCAUAACAGUGAAAGAUCUUAAAUUAAGCAAAGUAGCUGUCGGCUGUCCUGCAAAGUGUUUCUCACCAAUUGAGCUCUUAGUUUUGUCACGUACCGUUGCCUGGCUACAUCUCUAAGUUGUGUUGAGAAGGCGUAAUAGCUAGACAAGUGCGGGUGUCCGUAUCGUAACGAUGUCUCUAUUUAUUGUUAUUUUUUUAUUGUUAUUUUUUUUUCUAUUUUGUGAAAAGAGUUUCAACAGUCUGAAAAUUUCUUGUUUCCUUUCACAGAUUGUUGCGAUCAUAAUUGAGGGCCAAAAUAACAGCGGUAGAAGGCGAGGCUACAGGAAACUAGAAACCAACGUAGAGGAGGCUAUGCCUUCAAUGAAAAGUGCAAACUCCACUUACGUUUAUUAGUGUUUAUUUAAAUAGAACAGGAGUAAAUUUUUUAGAAACAGAUAAUAAUUGGGUAUGUUAAAAAAACGAAAUUAUUUGUUAAGAAAAAUAAUGUGCAAUAUGGCCUGGUGAAUAAUUUCACCUGCGUUCAGGCGGUUUUUUUCUAGGGGGCGGGUAACGUGAACGGCAAGGGAAAUGCAAUAAUUUCACCUGCGUUCAGACGGUUUUUUGCUGUUGACAUGGAUAAUAGAGGGGCCUCGGGUUCAACGCGAACGGCGCCAUCGCGGUCAAACAACAAACGAGUCGGCGGAAGAGCACUGAAAAUUCCGUAAAAGAACAACACGCAGGCAAACAAACCCUACAUUUCGACUGGUUUAUUUUUCCGUUAUCACUUUCAACUAUGACCAUCCAACGCCAUCUUGCCCAACCAAUCUUUUGCAUUUUCCUUCCAGUUUUAUCCAUGCUGUUAACUGGAAAUUUUUUCUGCCCUUUUGAGUGGACUGUAAAGAUAAUGUUUAGAGUUUGUUUAGUUGUGUUGCUUGUUCCGGAAUGGAGACAAAAAAGCUUAGAGUGACAGCUGUUGGUUAUUUUAGAAUUUUGCUUUAGUGACUAAGAAUUGGUGAUUAACAGAAUUAGGAAUCGGAGUGUACUGUAUAUACAAUGUAUCUAAUAGAAUACAACUAUCCCCCGAAGGAGGGGUGGAUAGUGGUGCUAUAUACCGAGACGCAAAGCGUCGAGGUAAGUCGCUGCUCACCGACCCUGAGGAGGAUAGUUGUUUGGUAUCUACCAAAUCAGUUGGAUAAAAAUGAAAAAAAGUUACUUUUUGUAAAUUUAAAAUGUCACUUAGUUGGAACUUGUUAAAAACAUUUCGGGGAUUUUGUCAAGUGCAUUUGUACCAUUUGUGGCAAAUUCAGCAUGAAAAUAAUUUUUUAGCUGACACCGACUAGCCAAAGUUUGUCGCUUUCUUGGUAUUUGUUUGUACGACUGCUUUAUUUAUCGCUCAAAUUUCGUCUUUUCCGAAAACGUCUCGAAAGGAAACGCCAUCUUGGCUCCGGUCGCAAAACAAUGAACAGCAAAGGAUAUUCCGAGUUACGGGGAGCCAAUCAAAACGCGCGAAAAUUGCUAUUCACUGAUUUGGUAAAUACUAAAAUAUUAUAGUUUUCAACCUUUCGUUGCAUAUUGUGAAUGGAGGAAGCCAAAUGGAACACGGAUCUCAAAAAUAAAUUUCAUUGAGGUAAAAUUUUAAAAACCAGUGGCCCGCUUAUUUUAUUUUAUUUUUUUUCAUUUUGUUUUUCAAUUUGAAUAGAGAUUUACUUAGUGCAAUGUCAAAAGUGUUGGGACGUUUUCAUUGUUAUUAGUAAAGGUAGCGACCCCCCCCCUCCACCCCGCACAAAGUUGAAUUUUGAUCAAAUGGGUGGAAAUGACUGUUUUUUUUGUCCACAACAUUGCUGGGGAGGGAGUAGGGUGACGACGGGAUGAGCCCAAUGCCGAUCCAAAAAAUGUCAUUAGGAGUCGUACUUGUAUGUAACAAUCACUUGAAAGGGCUUUUUCACACAGUACCAAGUUCUGUUGUCCGCCUCAAUCGUAGAUUAAGAAAAUUGUUUUUGAGCGAUGGAAGGUGACCAGAAGUAAGGCGGUUUUUUUGUUCUGCCUUGAUGUUACCACAUUUUUAAAGCUCAAUGUUUUUAUCAACACAAUUUGCUCAAAAUAUUUGUGUGAAAGUAUUGC